Molecule: messenger RNA, 2529 nt
Organism: Zophobas morio
Lineage: Eukaryota; Metazoa; Arthropoda; Insecta; Coleoptera; Tenebrionidae
Product: neurochondrin homolog
Exons: 2
Coding region: 260-2443 (727 amino acids)
Biological process (GO): regulation of neuronal synaptic plasticity; neuron projection development
Cellular component (GO): dendrite
Source: RefSeq, a predicted model, not a curated record
UCCGACUUUCCGUCAGCUGUUCUUGACGUGUGCGCGACCGGGGUGGCGUUUGACAGCGCGUGACGUCACGGGGGCUGCUGUCAACGCAGCGGCGGCACGUGUUCGGGGGAGUCGUUGACUGGAAGCCUAAAAAUAGUGAGCGAUCCGAGACGCUGCAAAUUACCGAAUUUAGAAAGCGCCGAGACGCUGGAACUAAAUAUAACCUUGACGCUUCGCAUGCACGAGGCGCAGUUGUGCGAGGGGCCUGCGAGAGGCAGCAAUGGCGGGGCAGAUUUCCGAUGCAGUGAAAAAGUGCAUAGGCAUCCUGAAAAAUACCAACAGUGACACGGAGAAGUUCGCCGCCUUGUUUAUGGUCACGAAACUCGUUAAAGGCAAAGACUGCAAUCCCGUGGCGAAAAAAGCCAUCUUCGAAGCCAUCGGCUUCGACUUCAUCAAACGUCUCCUCCUCACCGACGACGUCCCGGUGGACUGUCCCCCUUCGAUCUACAAAUCAGUGGCCUUGUCCAUCCUCACCGUCUUCUGCAAUGAAGAAGAGCUCGCCACUAACCCCGAAAUGCUCGCCAAUGUUCCCAUUUUUUUGGACAUCGUCCAGAAGGCCGACGACGAGGACCUCAUGUCGGUGGGGGAGACCUACAACUGCCUCAAAGGCAUCGCGAGCUUCCGGGCCGGGCAGCAGGUGCUGAUCGAGGCCGGGGGGAUUUCCAAGUUGAGCGAGAUCUACUCCCAGGGGAGCUUCCAGUCGGAUGAAGCCUUGACGAUCGUCGCGGUGUUAAUUAGUAAUCUGGGGGUGAAGAGCUGGGAUGAGGGUAAACCCGAGACGUUUCACGCCUUGAUGAAUAAAGUAGCGGUGGAUUUCGAGACCGACCAGGAUAAGAGGAAGUUCGAGCUGUGUCAGGUGUUGAAUGCGAUGUUGUUGAGUUGUCCGAAGAAGAUUCUGGCGAGCGCGGACAAGGAGACGUGGCCGAUGAGCUUGUACAAGGGUUUGACGGAUAUUUUACAGAGCAAAAUUGGCGCAGCACAGCGGAAUCCGGCGUUGAUUCUGGCGUCGAGUGUGUUGGAUGUAUUGGGGGUGGAAUGGGCGAUGAGCGACGAGGACAAACCCAAGCAAUUUUUUUUGUUGAUGAUACAGUUGGCGGCGAUUGAGGUACGAAUGCAACUGGAUGGAAAGGGGUUGAAGGCGGCCACGACUCAGAGAAAUUUGAUCACUGCUUGCUACAUCAUUCUCGAGCUCUCGAUCAAUUAUAUCUCGACGGAUCAGCUCGAUUUGGAUCAAAAGGAAAAGCAGACUCUGUAUACGGGCUUGAAGGGGGCCUUCACCGCCAUUAUCAACCUUUUGUUGAAAGUGGCCGCUGAUAAGAAUAAACCAGCAGGGGAUGAGAAAUGGUUCGUGUAUGGUACGAUUCGCGUCUUAGCGGCGUGGUUAGCCCAAGAGACUUCGGCACUCCGCAUCCAAAUCUACCAGCUCUUACCCUUUAUUCUCGAGGUGUCCAAUGAGAGUUUCUACGCACGUAAAGCCAAACGCGUCGCUGAGAAAUCAGGAAUAGAAACGGAAGCGACAGCCGAGAACUCGGUCGAUAUUCUCAGAAUCCUGUUACCGGGGCUUUGCCACCUAGCCGUCGAAGACCCAGCCCGUGCCAUCAUCCUCAAAAACAACGAAGACAAAGUGCUUUCCGACUUCCUCCAGUUCCACUGGUCGAUAGUCCACUAUAAACGUCCACCGGUACCGAGGUCCGAGCGCCUGAAGGUCCUCAACCAACCCAAACAGGAGUUAUCACCGGAGAUCCUCGCCGAAAUGCAGGAUUCCCGCACUGCGAUGAUCAGCGCCUGUAACGUCCUUAUGAAUCUCACAGUCCUGGAAACAAAGUACGUCGACGCGAGCCCCGUUUUCAACGACCUUCUAAGGUUCAUCUUUGAAAAUCUACCCGAAUUGAAGGACAUCCCUGAGAACUUAGUCCUCCAUGGAAAUCUUUGCGUUUUAGGGUUAUUGUUGCUCAAACAGUUGUCGAAUAAAGUAAAAAAGAACGACUUUUCGAUCUGUCGUUAUAUCCAAGCCACGAUUAGAUUCCUCUGGGACGCCUAUAUAAUCGACGAGAGUAACGACCCCACGGCUUUAGUGGUCGCAAUGUCGUACAAAGAGCACUGGAUGGAGAUCAUGGAACUGUGGUUCUUGGGCAUGCAGACCAUGUCGGGGGUUCUAGCCCAGAUUCCGUGGAUCUCGGAAUUCGCGAUUGAGAGUGGCUGGGCAGAGGGAAUAAUCGUGACUUUGAAGAAAGUGAAGAUCGGGACGCUCCCACCGAACGUCAAGUCUGCCUAUGAAGAUUUUCUUUGCCACUUGGUGGACGCCAAUGAGAGCGUGACCGCGGUUUUGAAGAAGGCGGAGGCCUUGAGGGUUUGCCGGAACCAUAGGCUGAUGGAACUGGGAAAGAAGCUGUUCGGGGAUUAAUGCAUUUUUUGGUGUUGAUGUUACGCUAAGUUUUAUACGAGAGAAGCAAGUUUUGUAUCAUAUUUCAAUAAAUGUGUAUAGACUGA